CAACCAAUCGCGAACCAUAAGACGACGACGGAGGACAAACAAGCGACUGAAUUCAAUUGCUGCAGGUGCCGGUCGACGGCGGUGACGUGCGUGGGUCGCUCAGCCCCGGGAACCUUAACACUAGAUUGAUACCGACGACGCAAAAAGCCCACGCCGAGCCGUGACACAGGCUUGGCAUCAGCACCAGGGCUUUUUUUCAGCCAUUGGAAGUAGCAGUCACGAAAUAUCGCCCGGCAGCCCUUCAGGGCGUGUGCGGACUUUGCAUAGGCAUCGACCCUGCCCACUCUGUGGGUAUCUAAUCGAGUCGCUUGCUGCGGUGGUCUGAGACCAAUACGCCGUCAUCAUGACAGAGGUUGAGAAGCAAGGCGAGGUUGACCUUCGCAAGAACUUCAACUACGGUCUCGUUGUGGAAUCAGAUCUAAAUGAGGAGACCCAGGCCGAAUGCCUCGAAUCUGCACAAACGGCCAUCGAGAAGCAUUCCAAUAGCAACGAGGAAGCAGCUAAGAUGCUCAAGGGCAUCAUGGACAAAAAGUUUGGUGGCCCCUGGAAUGUUGUGAUUGGUGAAGCCUUUGGAUUUGAGAUCACGCAUCAAAUGAGCAACCUCUGUUACCUUUUCUUUGGUGGUAACAUGGCUGUUCUGGUGUGGAAGUGCAAUUAGACUCCGGUACACAUGCCUGUGAGACUUGCCAGAGUCCGCAUAACGCCCCAGAAUCUCGUUGUCCGUUUUAAUUGUACUUGUUUGAUGCU
Molecule: messenger RNA, 747 nt
Organism: Monosiga brevicollis MX1
Lineage: Eukaryota; Choanoflagellata; Craspedida; Salpingoecidae
Exons: 4
Coding region: 344-658 (104 amino acids)
Biological process (GO): microtubule-based process
Cellular component (GO): dynein complex
Molecular function (GO): dynein light intermediate chain binding; dynein intermediate chain binding
Source: RefSeq, a predicted model, not a curated record